GGACAUGGAAGAGGAAGCAGAUGCGCCCCCUGAAGCACAGGUGAAAGGGCCAGAGCAAUCGGAGCAGUUGGAGCAGUUGGAGCAGCCUGAGUUGAAAGAGGAACCCGAGGAACCCGAGGAACCCGACGAAGACGAUGGGCUGUCACAGGAUGGAAAGGAGGCAGUCAAGCUCGAAGGUGCUUGGCAACAAUUGGAGGGUACACCGCGGACGCAAGCAUGCCCCAAGUUCUUGGUUUGGAAUGAGUAUGGCCAUGUAGCCAGCUAUCCGGACUUGCUUCGUGUGGAGAUUCACCGCAAUGGGGAGGAGAAGUCCCAGGUGAUCAAGGACUACGAUAGCUUGCAGCUUGCGGCUGUAUCGGAAGGUGUGGUUAUCCUGGCUUCAACAAGCAGUUCUCCAACUGGGGCACGGAUACAACUCCGGCCCACGCAACGUUGGGAGAAGGCUGUCUUCUCUGCUCCAUUGGGCCACAGCAAUGAGAGUCCAGAAGCCAUUGCAUCAGGCCAAGACUUUGUUGCUGUAUUGACGUCCAGCCGCUUACUUCGCCUGUACACCUUCAGCGGCUUGCCUCUGGGGCUUUUGAGCAUGCCUGGGCAAAGUGUUGCUCUGUCAGCGCGCGGAUCAUUGCUUUUGGUGGUCACGCGUGUGCCAGGUGGUGAGGAGGAUGAGUUAGAGUUUCGCUUGCUUGAUACCAAGUCCAGGUCCGAGCGCAGUGCCGGGCAUUUGCCCCUCAGCGAGGGAGCGCUCCUCCGCUGGGUGGGCUUCACUGAAGAGAUGGUGCCGGUGGCGAUUGACACUAUGGGAGUUGUUCGCGCUUUGCUGGGCGCGGGUGCUGGAAACUGGGGCUCCCACCACUUGGGUGGUGAGUGGACACAAUUGCUUUCGUUGGACACUGAAGAAUGUGAGCUGUGGGCCGUCAACGCCACAAGCAAUGGCCUGGUGGUAGUUGAAGUGGAAACAGAGCCCUGUCCACCACAUGCCAAGGUCAUCGCUGGAGAAGUCCAUACUGCAGCUGCAGAGUUUGGAUUUGGAGGCUUAAAGCCGACGAGGGCGAUCCCUUGGUUUAUGCCACUUGGUGCAUUCCCUUCUGGCGGAGAAGCCAUUGAGUUUACCUUCCAGGAGCAGUUGUUGCUACGACACCAGCAGGCUUUGCUGACGUCCAACUUGCAAGAUUCCUCCAGAGUAGAGACCGUGGAGAAGAAAUACAAAACAUCUGUUCUCAAGCUGUUCACUCACUUCGCAAAAUCCGGGGAGGUAGAACGUGCUCAUCACGUGGCUCAGUUCUAUUUGGCAAAGGUGAACGGUGGGGACAAGGUGUUGGAAAUGGCGUGCAAACUUGCCGAGAGCGCUAAGCAAUACAAGCUGGCUGAUGAGAUUACUUCGCUCUGUAACAAGAGGAUGGAGAGCCUUGGAGUUCCACCAGCUCCAGCAGCUCCAGCAGCUCCAUCAGCUCCACCUCUGUUUCGGCCUGGAGAGUUUGAGGGAAAGCAGACGGAUGCCAAGACUCCGACAUUGUCAACUGCAGAGCCACCAAGCGCACCAAGCGCACCAAGCGCACCAAGCGCACCAAGUGCACCAAGCGCACCAGCCGUGGAUGCUGCGGCAAGAGCCGAGACAAAGUCAGCGACCUCGGCUGCCUCGGCUGCCUCACCUGCAAAAACUGGAGAAAAGCUGCAGAAAGAGGCUGAGGUGGCAGCUCCCCGGGUGCAGUCCAAUCCGUUCUUGCGAAAGCGGCCCAACCAGGCUGCGAACGGAGCUCGACAGCCUGCCACACCAAUGGCCAGCGGUAGCCCAGCUUCGAAGAUUCGCCGAACGUGAGUUUCAGAGUGUGACUCCAAGCGUAGCUGCUCAAUGCACUUGCCAGAGCAGGCAGUGUUCCAAAAAGAGCACCCAAGAUAGGAGGUUUGACUUGCAGUCAAACUGCUCUUUGUUUCACCGCGUGGAGUGUGGGGAUCAAGGCUUUCAAGCGGUCCUUGCCUCAAGUGGGUUGACACUUUGGCUUGCACUAAGCCAACAUGUCAUUGGGAGAUAUUGGGAGUACAUGUCAAUGUACAGAUGGCGUCAGAUGGCAUCAGUCUGGGGGAGACUGUCAAGUCCAUCGUUUGUGGGGCAUCGCUGGAAUCAGUAUUAAGUAUGCCAAAAAA
Cladocopium goreaui is the source of this 2142-nucleotide messenger RNA. Lineage: Eukaryota; Dinophyceae; Suessiales; Symbiodiniaceae. The record is from the annotation of a GenBank genome assembly.